AUGCACGACUCGAACCAUCACGCGCACGGCACAGGCGAGGCGGACGCGAGCGCGCAAGAGCACGACGAGGGAGCCGCCACUCUCGAGACUCGGGAGGGCUCGCUCGCUUCGGCGCAGGAGGACUCGGUCGACGCUGAAUACGAGCAAGAGGAAGUCGCGCAGUCGGCUAGCCUUCCCACAACCCCCUCUCACGCCUCGACGUUCCCCUCGCUCCCAAACUGGGCGCAACUCCAAGCCUCCGUCUCGAGUCCGCCCAGGCCCGACGAAAGAGACGCGAGUCGUCGCAGGUCGUUCGCUGAUUCGGGUGACGGAGGAGGAGGAGGAGGAGGGGGAGAGGAGAGGGGGAGGACGAUCUAUUCGGUUCCUGGCGAGGACGCCGGGAUGGAAGAGGGCGAGGACAGCAGAGUUGCGAAGGUCGUCGCCAGCGAGGGAGGGAACGGCAUCUCCUCGCGCCCGACUCUGACCGACUAUUGCGUCCGCGACCUCGCGCUCGAAGCGGUUCGUCAGGCGCAGAUCGCCGAGUCUGAGGAGGCGCAGGUGGGUGAGAAGCGUGCGCGUUCCGAGGGCGACAAGGAGGACGCCGAGGGCGAGGAGGACACGAUGGAGGACUUGCCGCUCGCUCAGCGUCGUCGGACCGACUACCCUCCCGUUCCUGCCGCCUCGACCUCGACUUCGACGCCAGCUUACGCGCCUCAGCACCCCUUCGCCUACCCUUACCCGCCGCAGCAAACCUCCUACAUCCACGGCCUCCCUCACUUCUCCCCUCCCUUCUCGGGAGGCUACCAGCCCUACAACCCGCACUCCCCUAUCUGUCCCCCUCCCGCUGCGCCAACAACUCAAGCCGGCCGCGCAGUCUGGGGUCUCACUUCAUCCUCCGCGACGGCGCUGGGCGUGUACGGCUCGAGUUCGUCGCCCGCGGCGUGGAGGUACGAUCCGAACCAUGCUCUUCAGCAGCGCGGGGUCCACGGAGGAUACCAAGGCUCGUUCCUGUCGCCUAUCCCGUCCGUUCCGCCUCUUCAGCCGCCCGUUCUCCCGCCCAUCCAGAACCAGAACCAGGGGCAGGGGUACCCCUACCCACGCCCCUCGCCUGCUCCAGCUCAGCAAGGACAAGCAGCCUACGACUCGGACGAGGAGGAAUCGCAGCGCUUCAAUCCCGCUUCUUCGCCCGCGACUACCCGCACGACGAGUGGUGGAACUGGGUCGCCCGCUACGAGUAUCGCUACGCCUCGUCCGUCGACUGGUCACGAGGGCAAGGAGAGGGAGAGGGAGAAGGAGGUGCCGCUUGUGAGCGCGGAGGGAGGGGCGGUCAAGCUCGACCAGCAAACUCCUCAGCAGCAGGCUCAGCAGCUGGUGCCGAUCGCUCCUGCGCCUGCUCCGUCGCAGCAGGAAGGAACGGGAGGAGGAGGGGAAACUGGGACGAAGAGGAAAGGCGGGAGGGGCGUGACGCCCAAGAACGCUUUCACUAUCGACCCUAUCCAGGGUGUCAAGCCUUUCAUCGUCAAGCUUCGCUGGUUGCUCAUGCACCCCGAAAUCGCAGGGGACGUCGUGUGCUGGUCUGAAGACGGGCACUCGGUCCUCGUCAAAGUCGGAGGCGACACCUCGAAGCUGACGGAGGACAUCCUCCCUCGCACGUUCGCGCACUCGAAUAUCGCGGCGUUCCAGCGUUCGUCGGGUUGGGUUGAGAAGUCCUACGGUUUCACCUCGCUCAAAGGCGCAGCCCUCACCGCCGCCCUUCACCAAUCCGAGUCCGCCCCCUCUCCUCCCGCCGGUCCUUCGCCCAUCGCCUCGACUUCGGCUCCUCAGCUCCCCGCCUUCGGUCCCUCCGCCCCCAACCCUUCCUCCUCCGCUCCCGCCCCUGCGCGCGAAGCGAAAGAAUGGCGCGCUUACACCCACUUUCACACCCCCUCGGACGCACUUCUCGCCCGCCAAGCGGAGGGAGGAGGAGAGGAGUGGGAGGACGAGGAGUGGUGGUUUGAGAGAGACGGGAUGGAGGAUUUCGUGUGUUUGGGGAGGUUGAAGGCGAAGGGGAAGGGAGGGGGAGGGGGAGGGGCGAAGAGGAGUAGUACGGCUGGGAGUGCGAGAGGCGCGGUGCAGGGAGUGAGCGGGGCGCAGGGAACGGGAGGAGCGACGGGCCAGGGACAGGGGCAGGGACAGAGCGGCGUGCAGGGCUUGCUCGCGUCGUUCAAGAUUCCCAACAACGGAGGUGGCGGGACGUGA
Molecule: messenger RNA, 2217 nt
Organism: Rhodotorula toruloides NP11
Lineage: Eukaryota; Fungi; Basidiomycota; Microbotryomycetes; Sporidiobolales; Sporidiobolaceae
Product: heat shock factor protein
Exons: 6
Coding region: 1-2217 (738 amino acids)
Biological process (GO): regulation of DNA-templated transcription
Molecular function (GO): sequence-specific DNA binding; DNA-binding transcription factor activity
Source: RefSeq, a predicted model, not a curated record